CAAGAGCAUCACCAAGUAGCGCGUGUGUGAUGUUUUGCAGCCGUGUGUGUAGCCCCAAGUAGACCCUCGCGUAGACUACGGUGUCUAGGCAGCGGUGUGUAGCCUGCAUAGUGUGCAUGUAGCCGUGGUUUAGUACUCUGUAUAUGUGUGUAGCCUAUAUCUAUAUAUUGUUUAUAGCUCUGUGUGGUGGGUCUUGAAGCGAACAGCUGUUGUGUGUGACGCCACUCAAACAUUAAACUGCCAACACUCAACUGCUGUUAUUGUUGUUGUGCUGCUGCUGCUGCUGCGCCUGCUGCCUUCCUCGAUGAACUUGUUCCUAAACACACACUUCUUCCUUAACAUUCCUGCCUCCUUACUAGCAGAAGAGCCUUCGUCCGGCACUAGAGAACUAAGUCUUUGACUCUGUUAGUAGAAAAGUUAGAUGUUGCCACACGUAAGCACAGAUAGAAAUUAAAUAGUAAUAUAAACUUCAAAGUAUUAAUAUUAGCAGAAGUAUAAUGACGUCCCUGGGUGACACCAUCUGAUGUCCAGAGAUCUCGCAGCUUCGUAGCGGAACUGGUGCGGCGGAUGGAAUCAAGUACAUACAUAUCCAGCAUAUGAGAUGGCAGUCCCUCGGCACGCUAGGUGUUCAGCCUCUUAAGGAAUCAUAAUUUCCUCAGCCCUUCCGCUGCCAACCCUUGGAUAUCGCCAAAUAAAGAAGGACCUGGAAGAGGUGCAUUAGUUCAGGAGGUGAAAUGCAGUCAGCGUUCUUGAAAAUGAUAACAAAAGCACACUAAUUUUCGUCCUUUACUCCGUCUGACCACCAUAAGUGUCUGCCGGAUCUUCACCACUGACACCAUCCACCGAUACCGUCUUGGAGUGAGUGACGUUCACUGUCAGCAGUUUGCUCUAAGUGGUCCCUGUCUGUCCUCUUUGCUACCUUCCGCUGCCGCAUCUACCGCCAUGGACAACGUCACAGGAAACUCCUACGUGGAGAAUGAGACAAAGAGCACACUCCUAGACACUGCCACCAGCGACCUGGAGGUGCAGGUGUCUGGCAUCGUGCUGUGCCCCCUCGGGUCGUCCCACGAGUCCGACACACAGUCGAUCUACCGUGCGCGGGCGCCCUUCGCCUCCAUCGCUGAGGAUGAAAUGAAGGAUCAGUUGCAAAUCGGCCGCGCUCCCAUCGCCUCGCUGGACUGCAUGGAGGAGUUCCAGGGCUGCGGCGGCGACCAUGUGUCCACCCGGAGCGACUCCCAGGCGCUCGUGUCCCGCCAGUCCUCCAUCGCCUCCUGCCUCAAGUACAAGCCCCUCGGCAAGUCCGGGCUGCGGGUCUCCCAGCUUGGACUCGGUACCUGGGUGACCUUCAGCCCCCUGGUGUCCGAGGAGACAGCGGAGGAGAUUGUGACCGUGGCGUACGAGGCGGGCAUCAACCUAUUUGAUUUGAGUGAGGCAUACAGCGGCGGUCGGGCCGAGAUCCAGCUAGGUAACAUCUUGAAAAAGAAAGGCUGGCGGAGGUCCUCAUACCAUGUAAUCACCAAGGUGUACUGGAACUCAAAGGGUGACGAGCGAGGAUUAUCCCGAAAGCACAUCAUAGAGUCAGUCAAAUCUUCGUUAGAACGUCUUCAGCUGGACUACAUCGAUGUCAUCAUCAUCCAUCGAGCUGACGACAUGUGUCCUAUGGAAGAGGUGGUGCGCGCGGCGUCGCACUGCAUAGACCAGGGUUGGUGCAUGUACUGGGGCACGUCCCGCUGGUCGGCCGUCGAGAUCAUGGAGGCGUGGACCAACUGCCGCCAGUUCAACUGCAUCACGCCCAUCGUGGAGCAGAGCGAAUAUCACCUCUUCUGCAGGAGCAAGACAGAGCUCUACCUGCCUGAGAUCUACAACAAGAUCGGAGUCGGCACCAUGGCCUGGUCGCCGCUCGCCAUCGGCCUCAUCUCCAGCAAGAUGGACGAUGGGAUGCCAGUGUUCACUCGGCAGUCUUUCAAGAAAAAGUACACCUCAUCAAUAAGUUGGAACGAAGACGAGACCCAAGCAUCAGGGAACGUGAAGGACCAGGGAUACACGUGGCUGAAGGACAAAGCAGGCACGGAGGAUGGCCGGAAGCAGCAGGCCAGAUUGCGGGAGCUGGCGCAGUUGGCUGAGCGCUUAGGAUGCUCGCUCACACAGCUGUCGGUGGCCUGGAGCCUCAAGAACGAUAAGCUCCACUGCGUCCUCGUCGGCGCCACGACCGUCGAGCAACUUCUCGAGAAUAUCAACUCUCUUCAGGUGUUGCCGAAACUCAAGUCUGAGCACAUUGAUGCACUGGAACGCAUCCUGGACAACAAGCCUAUUCGUCCUCGGGUGGUGUCCACCCUUGAGCAAAGAUGACAAGAGCUAGCGGCGCAGGGGGUCGAGGAAGAGAGUGAGGAGGUAGUGUGAACCAGCUUCUAAAACUCCUUUCUGUGCCAUCAUGUAAGAACUGCACCCCUGUGCCAGACACCAACGAAGAAGACGACCAGAAUCCCCAAGUGAGGAACUGAAUUGUUCAUAAAGCGUCAACACCGAAGUCUGCAGGACAGAUCAUCCAUUAACACGUGGAGCUGUAUAGCGAGAAGGCGUGAUAUUACCUACGGGACAAGAAGAAUGCAUAAGUUCAACUUUUUACAUCAGACUUCAAUCAAAAUACAACAUGGACGAAAUGCCACAUUGUUCAAACAUUUACUUCAUGUAUAAUUUCCGAAAACUAAUUAACAAUACAAGUCUCCGUACUGCAAGGCUAGGAGAUGAAUAUUCUAUGAUUACCGUAGAAUAACUGUAUAUUGAGGUACCAAGUUUGCUUAUCUGUUGAACUUAAUAACAGUAAUAGAGUUUAUUCUUGAAGGUGAAAAUUAUGAAACUAUCCAGUAAAAUUCAGCAUACUUCUAACUUCUAGUUAUAACUUCUGAGCAUCAUACUCCUUCGUGAAUACAUAGUACACACGAAUGGCACAAAGGCGAGAAUCCUUUGUUCUUUAUAAUGUGAUAUGGAAACAUAUUUUGUCUGAAACGGGCAGGUCAUUAGUAAACACUUUACAUAGAACAUUAUUUGUAUAAUUUAUAGUAAAUUUUGUUUAUACACUCACUCACUCACUCACUCACUCACUCACUCACUCACUCACUCACUCACUCACUCACUCACUCACUCAUUCACUCACUCAUUCACUCACUC
Molecule: messenger RNA, 3168 nt
Organism: Penaeus chinensis
Lineage: Eukaryota; Metazoa; Arthropoda; Malacostraca; Decapoda; Penaeidae
Gene: Hk
Product: voltage-gated potassium channel subunit beta-2-like
Exons: 11
Coding region: 943-2349 (468 amino acids)
Biological process (GO): potassium ion transport; transmembrane transport; regulation of potassium ion transmembrane transport
Cellular component (GO): voltage-gated potassium channel complex; cytoplasm; membrane
Molecular function (GO): voltage-gated potassium channel activity; potassium channel regulator activity; transmembrane transporter binding
Source: RefSeq, a predicted model, not a curated record